This is a messenger RNA of Elgaria multicarinata webbii, 3859 nucleotides long. RefSeq names its product zinc finger protein 239-like. The transcript has a single exon. Gene Ontology annotation, molecular function: RNA polymerase II cis-regulatory region sequence-specific DNA binding; DNA-binding transcription factor activity, RNA polymerase II-specific. Gene Ontology annotation, biological process: regulation of transcription by RNA polymerase II. The coding region runs from base 18 to 983 and encodes 321 amino acids. The record is from RefSeq and is a predicted model, not a curated record. NCBI's taxonomy places the organism in Eukaryota, Metazoa, Chordata, Lepidosauria, Squamata, Anguidae.
AUUUGGGGAGAAGGAGAAUGAGGGAAUCAGGUGACAUAUCUGCAGAUGUCGAACCUCUGGAGAUGGAAGAAAAUACAGGCGUUCGAGAUGAACCAAAGAGGCAGCAGAGAAGAAAAAUGGCAGGCAAAGAAAAGCAGAGUUAUAAAUCCAUUGCCAGUGAAGCUGGGGAGGCCCACGAAAUCUCAGGACAAGAAGUAGUACAGGAGGAAAAGAGAGAGAAUAAGUGCCCUGUAUGUGGGAAAAACUUUUGUUCUAAAUCCCGCCUGAAAGUACAUCAGAGAAUCCACACAGAGAAGAGACCCUAUAAAUGUUUUGAAUGUGGGAAAGGUUUCAGACAGAGCGGACACCUUUCCCAGCAUCAAAGAAUGCAUACAGGCGAGCGACGCUAUAAAUGCUUGGAGUGUGGGAAGAGUUUCAGUCAGAGCACAUAUUUUAUUCUGCAUAAAAUAACCCACACGGGCGAGAAACCUUUUACAUGUUUGGAGUGUGGGAAGAGCUUUAGUCACAGUAGGAAACUUACUAUACACCGCACUGUCCACACAGGGGAGAGGCCAUAUAAAUGUAAGGAAUGCGGCCAGAGCUUCAGUCAGAGCACACACCUUACUUCACAUCAAAGAAUUCACACAGGGGAGAAGCCGUAUAAAUGUUUGGAGUGCGGGAAAUGCUUCAAUCAGAGUACGCACCUGACUUUGCAUCGAAGAAUUCAUACAGGGGAGAAACCUUAUCGGUGUCUGGUGUGUGGAAAAUGCUUCAGCCAGAGCCCACACCUGACUUUGCAUCAAAGAAUCCACACGGAAGAGAAAAUGUACAAGUGCUCGGAGUGUGGAAAGAGCUUCCACCGAAGCGACCAUCUGACUUCACACCAAAGAAGUCACACUGGGGAGAAACCAUAUCCGUGCUUGGAAUGUGGAAAGAGUUUCAGUCGAAGUUCGAUCCUCAUGAAACAUCAAAGAACCCACAAAGGUGAGGAUAUUCCCAAGUGAACUUCCCCUUUUACUGAGGUGAACAGACCGGACUUUGCUUUCAGUGUCUUGCGAUUCUGAGACUUGGACAUUAGUUAUAUGAAACAGAGCCUUUUCCAUCGUAGCCCCUGGAGAUAGCCUCAAACAGGGGAAUCACCAUCAUCUGUAGAAGAUCCUUGAAAGAAAGGAGUUCCCAAUGUUUGAUUGGAAAAUCAGAGCUGUGCCUGGAGGCUCACUUGAUAUCUGGUGGGCUGGUGCUUCAUUAGAGGCCCAAGUGACGUCUGUGGUGAGGCGCACCUAUUACCAGCUUUGGCUGGUACACCAACUAUAUCCUUUCCUGGACAGAGGUAGUCUGACCACUGUAGUCCAAGCAUAAGUAACCUGUAAUGUGCUUUAUAUGGAGGUAUCCUUGUGUGUGGCCUGCAGGCUGCAGCUGGGGCAGCAUAAGAACAUCAGAAGCGCCCUGCUGGAUCAGACCAAGGGUCCAUCUAGUCCAGCACUCUGUUCACACAGUAGCCAACCAGCCGUUGGCCAGGGAUAAACAAGCAGGACAUGGUGCAACAGUACCCUCCCACCCAUGUUCCCCAGCAACUGGUGCACACAGGCUUAUUGCCUCGAAUACUGGAGAUAGCACACAACCAUCAGGGCUAUUGCCUUUGCCUCCAGGAAUUUAUCCAACCCCCUUUUAACGCCAUCCAAAUGGGUGGCCAUCACUACAUCUUGUGGCAGUGAGUUCCAUAAUUUUACUCUGCCCUGUGUGAAGAAGUCCUUCCUUUUAUUUGUCUCGGAUCUCCCACCAAUCAGCUUCAUGGGAGCAGCUGACUAGGUUUCCUGACGGCGUACAUCUUACACCAGUGUUGAAAAAGCUACACUGGCUGAGCCAAGUGAAGAACCUCAGCAGAGCCCUGCUGGAUCAAACCAAGGGUCCAUCUAGUCCAGCACUCUGUUCACACAGUGGGCAACCCACAAGGUUGAAGUUUUUGUUGCUGGCAUGGAAAGGUCUGAACAACUUGGGACCAGGUUACCUGGCGGAUCGCCCUUCCUCAAUGUAGACCCAUUGGAACACUAAGAUCAUCACAGGAGGCCUGGCCGGUUGUAUGCAACCUACAGUUGUUAUAGGCAGCAACCCGGAAAUGGGCCUUCUCCGUGUUAGCCCCUUGGUAUGCGGGAGGUGCUAACUGUGGCAUACUGUAGGUGCCAGUUAAAGGACCGAUGUUUUCACCCAGGCCUUCCCUGACUGAAUGUGCUGCCCGGUUCAUUGAUUUGUUAGCUCUCUGGUUUAAAAUGUUUCAAUUGAGAAUGGAGUUUGUUUUUAGCUGAGACCUUUUGUGUUCUGCUUUUAACAUUUUAACGGUGGACAUUUUGUAUUUCAAAUUUGAAUGUCGUACGCCGCUUCGAGAUAUAGUCAAGCAGCUUAUAGAGUGAUUAAAUAAAUAAAAUAAUUUACCUUUUGUAGAAUAGGGGGAGUUUUACGGGAACAUCUUAGGGGAUGUUUCGGGGCGCGUUAACCCACAGUAAGUUCGCUAGUAGUGUUAUGAACUUGCGUAGAUUUGAAUGAAGUAAAGCAGGGAUAAGUAACCCGGUGCCCUCCAGAUGCUUUGUACUACAACUCCCAUCAACCCCAGUCAGUAUGGUCAGGGAUUAUGGGAGUUGUGCUUCAGACAUCUGGAGGACACCAGGUUACCUGUCCCUGAGGUAGAGGGUAAGUGUGGACACAUAGAGGUUUGGGAGUAGGUCUUCAGAGCUAGGUGGAGGGACUCUUUCAUAUGUUAUCUUGCACAUGCAGCAUUUUCUUAGGAACAUAAGAGUUGCCUUAAACCUUGCUUCAUCAAGUCUAGUAUUGGCAAUGGCUCUCCAGGGCUUCAGGCCCGUGUUUUUCCAGUCCUACUUGGGUGUUCCUGCUUGCAGCCGUGUGCUCUACCACUGAGCUAUGGUUUUUCUCCCAAAUAAGUAAGAUCCCAGUAGGGCUGUGUGCAAGCUUCGGAUUAGGAUUUCCGAAGCAUGGCGUCGAUUUUGUGUAGGUUCCGCCAUUUUGUGCACAGCCCUGGUGUGAAGAGGGGGAGGAAAACCCUACAGCUCCCAGCAUGCACUGCAGCCAAUCAGAGAGCAGUAUUGUCUUGUUGGAAAUCAUGGGCUAAGCCUUUGCAAAUUGGUAGGGUGACCCUAUGGAAAGGAGGACAGGGCUCCUGUAUCUUUAACAGUUGUGUUGAAAAGGGGAUUUCAGCAGGUGUCAGUUGCAUAUAUGGGGAACUUGGUGAAAUUCCCUCUUCAUCACAACAGUUAAAGCUGCAGGAGCCCUGCCCUGCCCUCUUUUGUAUCUGUUCACGCUAGGCAGGACUCCUGCAGCUUUCACUGUUGCGAUGAAGAGGGAAUUUCAUCAGGUGCUGCAUGCCUACAAAUGACACCUGCUGAAAUCCCCUUUUCUAUGCAGCUAUUAAAGAUACAGGAGCCCUGUCCUCCUUUCCAUAUGGUCACCCUAAGAUUGAGUGAGUGGUGAUGUGGCAUCUAGAAGUUGAAACGUAAGAAAACUACACACUCCUUUUAGCCUGAGCAACACCAAAACACUAGCCUCUUUAUGCAAAUUGCACCAAAACACAACCCACUUUUCAUGGAAUGUCAUAAAUUUAUGGAAUUCUGAAGAAAGAGAAGGCUGCAAUGCAUGCUGGGAGCUAUAAGACUUUCUCUCUUCACAUUAGGGCUGUGCACAAAAUGGCGGAUUCUUUACAAAAUGGCCACCAUGCUUAGGAAAUCCAAAUCCGGAGCUUGCACUGCCCUAGAGCCCAGCCCAAACAAAGGGCUGGAUUAAAUAGGAACAUACGAAGCUGUCUUAGAAUCAUAGAAUAGCAGAGUUGGAAGGGGCCUACAAGGCCAUCGAGUCCAACCCCCUGCUCAGUGCA